Rotaria sp. Silwood2 is the source of this 586-nucleotide messenger RNA. Lineage: Eukaryota; Metazoa; Rotifera; Eurotatoria; Philodinida; Philodinidae. The record is from the annotation of a GenBank genome assembly.
AUGGGUUCAAUGCCAACAGCUGAAUUAAUUGAUCAUGUUGAAAGAUCAUUUCUUUGUGCAACAAAUGAUAAACAAGAUCUUCAAAAAAUUCCACUUUUACAAGAAUUUGAAAAUGAAAUGAAAAUUUAUCAAGCUUGUUUAUCUGAUUUAUCAUUAUUACCUGAUUGUUGGAAUGUUCAAUGGAUUCGAAUUGAUUUAAGACCAAUAAAACAAACAUUAACAAGUUUAUCUCAUAAAUGGUUAUGGAAAUUUUGUGAUUAUCUUCAUAAUCAAACAAGUGAAUCAUUAAAUAAUGUUGAUGGUUUUCUUGGUGCAAUGGAACCUGAAAUUGAAUCAAUAAGUGGUUCAGAACGUGAUACAGAAACAUUUAUGAAAAUAAUGCGUUUAUUUAAUUCUGUAUCAGGUAAACAACAAGAAGUUGAAAUACGUUUUGAAUUAAUGCGUCGAACAUUAUCAUUAUUAAAAAUAUAUUCAUCAUCAAAUGAAUAUGAAUUUAUUUUAAAUGAUAAAUAUCAAACAAUAAUUAAUCGUUGGCAAAAUUUAAAAACAAAAGUUAUGCAAGCUAAACAACGUUUAGGACCAACAU